CGCUUUUUCGUGACCAGGAGGAACACCUCAAGCUUUACUCAUUUCAAUCCACCUGACCUCUCAAAAACUUUUCCUUUUUCUUUGUCUCAAUAAACAUUUCUUUAUUAUUAUCAACCUUUUCUAUAAUAAUCCUUCACCUCCGUCGACCUUCUUUUCCCCCUUAUUAUCAUUAUUAAAUUCCAUUCAACUCUUUUCAUUUUUUUAAUCUGCUGAAAAUUUGAAGUCACCAAAACGACCAAAACCACACUCGUUUUAACGGGUUUCAAACCAACACUAUAGUUUCUGGAACCUUCUUCUUCUGGCGGCGAUUAACUGCAACCGCAGUUGAGACCUCACCGGCUAGCGAAUGCUAUGACUUUCUCCGCAUCUUCUCUUCGUCCUACCUCUUCUCCGUCCUGCUCACAGUUGCUAUGCUCUCUAAGGUACAAUAGGAAGCUUCGGAGCCAAAUAGGUUUUGUUGUGACUCAAGGAAGAAAAGAUCGCUGGUUAAGGAAUGGUGUUACUGUUAGAUCAGUGUUGAGUGACAAUAGACCUAGUUUUAACAGUUAUGGUGCGCCGGAAUCUGCAAGGCUUCUUGAGAGGUUGUUUGAGCAGACGCACAAACUGGAGAACCGGAUGGCUGGAGAACCGUAUCUUCGUGAUUUUGAGUCGGAUCUUUUAUCGGCGCUCAUGGAAUUGAAGGAGAAGGAGGAUCAUUUACAGGAAGUGGAGAGAACUGUUUUAUUGGAGAAUGGAAAAUUGAAGCAUGCUAAAGAGGAAUUAGAGCGUCAGGAGAGUGAAAUUGAGGCUGCACGCAAUAAGUUUGAGAGGCUUGAAGAGGAGAUGAAGGAGGCGACGGCUAGUUUGGUUUCUCAAACUGGACAGAUAGAGGAAUUGAAGAUCCGGCUAAGGGAUCGUGAUAGUGAGAUUGGUGGUUUACAUGAUGCGUUGUCUUUGAAGGAAGAAGAGGUGGAGAAAAUGAGAGUUGCUUUGGCUAAGAAGAGUGAAGAAGCUGCUUAUGUUGAUUCUGAGCUUAGGCAUAAGGUUCGGCUUCUGAGUGAAGCAAACAAGGUUGUUAGCAAACAAGAAAUCGAGCUUCAAGAACUUCGGCAACUUGUACGACAAAGAGAAGAUGAACUGCGUGUUACGGUGGCUGAGAGAGCAUCUGAAGGAGAAAAGCUCAAGAUCGCGGAGGCCUCUUUAGAAAAGCAAGCGAUGGAGUGGUUGUUAACACAGGAGGAACUUAAGAGACUUGAAGAGGAGGCUUCAAGGCAUGCGCGUGAGAGUAGUGAAACACUAGAGGAUUUUAGAAGGGUGAAAAAGCUUCUCAGUAAUGUGAAGUCUGAGUUAGUUUCAUCUCAGCAAUCGCUCGCGUCUUCUAGGAACAAAAUGGAAGUACAGGAAAGGUUGAUGGAUCAGCAGCUGGCUGAACUUGAAGACCAAAGGAUUAGCGUCAUGUUGUACAUGGAAAAUUUAAAACAUGCCCAAAUAGAAGUGGAGAGUGAAAGAACUAAACUUGAGGUUGCAGAGGCUUUGAACAAAAAACUUGAACUCGAUCUGUCUACAGAGAAGGAGCUCAUGAACGGGUUACAGGAAGAGCUGAAGAAAGAGCGAGCUUCUUUAGAGCAGGCUGUCCAAGAAAUGUCUUUGAUUCAACAGGAAUUAGAUAUAAAAAGUGUCGAGUUAAAGAAAACAAGUGCUCUUCUUGAUGUUAAAGAGUCAGAGCUUGUUGAUGCUAAGCUAGAAAUCCAGCAUUUGAAAUCUGAAAAGGCUUCUCUUCAGAUUCUUUUAGAGGAGAAAGACAUGGAACUUUCCAGUGCUAGGAAGAUGCUGGUGGAACUAAACCAGGAAAUCUCUGAUCUUAAGAUGCUUAUGAGCAACAAAGAAACGCAGCUUAUUGAAGCAACCAACAUGUUAAGGGAGAAAGAUGAGCAUGUGAAGACAAUCGAGAAUAAGCUGAAUAAUACAAGCCUGAAGGCUUCCGAAGCUGAAACUGUAGUAGAACGAGUUUUAGAUCUCACAAACAAACUGGUUGCUUCCAUUAAGAAUGAAGACAUCAUCAAUUCAUCAAGACCACUAGAUGAAUUGAGCGGUCACCUAACCAUGCAACUUUCCGAGGUGCGUACUAAUGAAUUGAGUUUGCAACAAAAACAGCUUGAGAAUGUGCUCGAGUUGACCAAGGAAGACUUAAAAACGAAGGAGAUGGAAAUUCUUGCAGUACAGAAGGCUCUGACAAUGAAAGAUGAGGAGCUUAAAAUGACUAUUGCAAGAUUGGAAGCGAAAGAGGAAGAGUUAAGAGGAGCAAGGGACAAGGUGACAGAAGAUGCUAAUGAUCAUAAAAGGCUGCAUGCUUUGGCGCAGGCGAGAGUCAACGAGAAAAAUAUGGAUGACUUGGCAAUCGAGAAGCUUCAACUUGAGACAGCUCAGCAUGAAGUUAAAGCUGCUACUAGUGCUCUGCAGAAACUUGCUGAAAUGAGUCAACAACUUUUGAAUAAAACCAUUCCGAGUGCUGAAGCCGAUAGCUAUAUCAGUGCCAUGCUAAAUAACAAUGAUAUUAAACUCGAUUCAAUCACAAAUAUCAACUGCAUCGACUGUUUAGCCGUAGUAAAAGCAGGAGUUGCUCGACUCUCGGCAUUGACGGAGCAACUUGUGAUGGAUGCUGGUCUUAUUGCUGCAAGCUAGAAGAUAUGUUAAAUGGACGUUUCAUUGUGGAAGGACAUUGUAUUGUUAUUUUUUGUGGCUAAAAGCCAUUGCAAGGUUAACCACAAAAAGUAGGUUAUAAGAUAUUCACUUUGUUUGCAAGAUUAUUAAUGUAUAGCGAUUGUAUUUGUUGUGUAUUUGUGCAGGUGGAAACUUUAUUCUGUUGUAAUAGGUACAAAUUCAGAGUGUAUUUGUUUCGAAGACAAAUAUUUUAUCAGUUUUGCAUAGUUGCUCUCCACUAAACUACAGUAUAUGAAAGAAUAAUACGCCCCAUUUUUCUGGCCUUUUGCAGUCAA
Vicia villosa (hairy vetch) is the source of this 2975-nucleotide messenger RNA. RefSeq lists its product as uncharacterized. Gene Ontology annotation, biological process: reciprocal meiotic recombination. The transcript is spliced from 2 exons. The record is from RefSeq and is a predicted model, not a curated record. The coding region runs from base 352 to 2661 and encodes 769 amino acids. Lineage: Eukaryota; Viridiplantae; Streptophyta; Magnoliopsida; Fabales; Fabaceae.